UCUGUGGUUCCAUCAUUCCAAAUCAAUAAUUUUAAUUUUGUCAACUUACUCAAUCUUCAACCCAAUAGUGACACUUUAUGUAGUAACAAUUGCGUUCUGACAUCCCCUUAUUCAAUUUAUUUAAAUAAAUUAGCUGUACCGACGUAUCUAUGCAAGUUCGAUUAAUCCGUUUAGCGCACUCUACCACUGAAUAUAAAAAGCUAAGCAGAAAAUAAAAUAUGGCGAUCUACUGGAUAUUCUGUGGAGAAAACAAGGAGAUCGGUCGUUUCAAAUCUAUUUUUCGCUAUUUAACAUGAGUGACGAAGAAGAUGCCCUUCUUAACGAAGACAAGGAUCAAGAACAAAUCAGGGCGGAACUUUCAGAGAUGAGUUUCGAAGAUUUACAGAAACUUAAAGAAAAAUUGGGAACCAAAGUUUACAAUGAAGCACUGUUUGGCCCCAAAAAGGUUAGGAAAGUCGUUUUCAAACGGGUAAAUAAGAACAGACCACGAGAGAUGUCGGCGAAGAAGCCUGUGUCACGAUUUAGAGAAGUCGUGUACGUGAAAAAAAAUAUUCCCAGAGAUCCCAGGUUUGACAGCCUUUGCGGUAAUUUCGAUCAAACAAAGUUCAAAAAGGCUUACGGCUUCCUAACCGACGUGAAGCAGAACGAUUUGGAAAAGUUAAAGAAACAAUUAAAUGAAACCGAGGAUCCAAAAAUGAUAAAGAAGAUCAAAUACCUUAUUGAGAGAUUAGAAAAUCAAUUACGCGAGGAGAGAAAGAAAGGAAAACAACAGGAGAGGAUGGGCACAGAGAAGAAGGAAAUAGCAGAGAGCAUUAAACGAGGCGAGAAACCUGUAUUCAAAAAGAAAACCGAAAGACGAGUAUUGGACUUGGUUUCUCAAUACGAGGAACUGAAAAAUUCAGGCAAACUGAAGAAGCACAUUCAAAGGUUACGCAAGAAGAGUAUACACAGGGACAGACAGAAAUUGGCAUCGUCAGAAAUCGAAUGAAAACGACUGGUGUGCGUGAAAUUAAAAUUUAUAUGAAUCGAAUAUAUGUCUAGAAUGAUUACAAGUGUAAA
Colletes gigas is the source of this 1059-nucleotide messenger RNA. Its product is annotated as ribosomal RNA processing protein 36 homolog. Lineage: Eukaryota; Metazoa; Arthropoda; Insecta; Hymenoptera; Colletidae. The transcript is spliced from 3 exons. The record is from RefSeq and is a predicted model, not a curated record. Gene Ontology annotation, cellular component: 90S preribosome; nucleolus. Gene Ontology annotation, biological process: maturation of SSU-rRNA from tricistronic rRNA transcript (SSU-rRNA, 5.8S rRNA, LSU-rRNA). The coding region runs from base 293 to 988 and encodes 231 amino acids.